AUGGCCUCAACCACAUGGACAUUCACCCCCCUCCCAUCCCUCCCACCCACCCUCCUCCCCAACACCGCCUUCUACAACGCCACCUCCUCCAACCUGACCUACCAAAUCUCCCUCUCCUACCCCUUCGAAUGGGGGUCCCCACCCUCCCACACCACCGCCAUCACCACCACCAACCGCACCGCGCAGACCAUCUACAUUCUCGACGGCAACGCCUUCGCCUCCACCGCCGCCGAAUUCAUCAAGCGGCGCAAACCGGUCGACGCCUCCCAGCCCGACGCCCUCGUCGUCGGCAUCGGCUACCCGCUCACCGACAGCGUCUACGCCAUGACGCAGCGCGCCGUCGACUUCGGCGCGCCCAUCCCCGGCGAGCCGGUCGUGCCCAACGGCAGGGAGGCGUUGUUGGAGUUUGUGGAUGCGCACCUGCGGCCAUGGGUGCGUGGGGCGGUGUUUCCCGGGGUGGAGUUUGGGCGGGAUGCGCUGUUUGGGCAUUCGAGCGGGGGGUUGUUUGUGGCGUGGGCGUUGGUCACGAGGCCCGAGGUGUUUGAUACGUGGAUUGCGGCGAGCCCGUCGUUGACGUUGGGGGGUGGUGAGGUGCUUGGGGAGGUGGCGCGGCGGUUGGGGGAUGGGAUGGGCGGGGAGGGGGAGGUGGUCUGGAGUGGGAAUGGGACGAGGCCGGCGGUGUUUAUGGGCUAUGGGGAGGGGGAGGAUUAUCCGGUGAGGAGGAGGACGCAGACGGAGGGGGAAUUUCAGGCGAGGAGGGAGUUGCUGCAGAGCUUUUCGCCGGGGAAGUGGAGCCAUGAGUUGUAUGAUCGGUUGGUGGGGAGCGGGAGUUUGAGGGAUGUGGUGUUGAAGGAGUAUGCAGGGCAGGAGCAUGCGAAUUCUGGGGGGAGUGCGCUGAUGGAUGGCAUUGCUUACUUCUUGGACUGCUCCGUUGAGCUGGCUACCUCCUUACCCCUUAACCUCGGCCCCAAACCUUUCUCUAUCCACGCUGCCAACAUUCACCAGCUGCAAGGACGGGACGCCCUAGCUGAUUGCCGGAUGAGGUGCGAAAUUGGGGAAGUCACCCUUCAAACAUGUCACGGUCUGGGUUGCCAUCCUUGGGUAUCAGGCUCCCUCAGCGGUCGGGGCACUGUCAACACUCCGAACAUUGCAGUUGAAAGCCUGGAAGAGCAACUCUCAAAAGUUGAGGAGGAGUUGAAAGGGGUCGAGGAGCAGAUGUCAACCAAAAUCACCAAUGCUCGCAUCAAGCGGCUGGAGAUGCUGAAACAAAUCAAGGAGAGGCCAAAAGCGAAGAUCCAAAGGGACCAGACCUCUAUACAAGCCAUACUCGAUUCGAUGGACGGCGACGACCAAACAUUUGUUUCAGCUAGAGCAAAGGCUGCAAACGAUGCUCGGGGCAAGAAAUCGAGCUCCCUCAGUCAUCAAGAUACUGUUCAUGUUUUUAGGAUGGCACUCGAGCGUCUGGAAGAGGAUUACUCGAAUGUCGAGGAGGAGUUGAAAAGGUUCGAGGACAUGGAGCUGAUGUGA
Chaetomium globosum CBS 148.51 is the source of this 1527-nucleotide messenger RNA. RefSeq lists its product as uncharacterized. The transcript is spliced from 4 exons. Bases 1 to 1527 code for a protein of 508 amino acids. Gene Ontology annotation, molecular function: hydrolase activity, acting on ester bonds. Lineage: Eukaryota; Fungi; Ascomycota; Sordariomycetes; Sordariales; Chaetomiaceae. The record is from RefSeq and is a predicted model, not a curated record.